This is a messenger RNA of Triticum aestivum (bread wheat), 1225 nucleotides long. RefSeq names its product lipid phosphate phosphatase epsilon 2, chloroplastic. Gene Ontology annotation, molecular function: dolichyldiphosphatase activity. NCBI's taxonomy places the organism in Eukaryota, Viridiplantae, Streptophyta, Magnoliopsida, Poales, Poaceae. Gene Ontology annotation, cellular component: intracellular membrane-bounded organelle; endoplasmic reticulum membrane. The transcript is spliced from 4 exons. The record is from RefSeq and is a predicted model, not a curated record. Gene Ontology annotation, biological process: lipid biosynthetic process; protein N-linked glycosylation. The coding region runs from base 129 to 950 and encodes 273 amino acids.
GACCAUCACGAUCCAGCCAAACCGAGAAAUCCCCUCCCGUCAAAAUCCUCGGAUAGCCGAGAUGCUCUCCCCCCGCAUUAGCGCCGCCUCUCCCGCGCCGCGCUCCCACGCUGGCGGUCAGCAGAACCAUGCUCCUGUCGCCACCAGCCCCAUGGCCGCGCGUCGAGCCCGUGCGCUUGAAUCGUCUCCCGCAGCGCAAAGACCGGCUACUCUCGCUUCCGCGUAGCCGGCGGCCAAGGUCGCCGCGGCGGCUCGUCUUGUGCAUGGCUGAGAUGGCCAUGGUCGGGCGUGGGUCAUCCCGGGAGCCUGGGGUUUCUGCUGGGGAGGGGGAGGCGAUGCUGGGAGGUGACAAGUUGCCCGGUCAGAGGGCGGAGGCGGCGGCAACCCGGUGGACGCCCGUCGAGGCGGCGCUGAAUGGGAUGAGUAAAUGGCUGGUUGCUGGUUCUUUUGCUUUUGUGGCUCUUUGGAAGCGUGAUUCUGAAAUUAUGUGGGCUUUGAUGGGUGCGCAAGCAAACUCUAUGCUUUCGUCGGUUCUUAAAAAACUGCUCAACCAUGAAAGGCCGGCACCAGCUUUGCGGUCUGAUCCUGGGAUGCCAUCAUCCCAUGCCCAAUCCAUUUUCUAUGCUGCAACACUUCUAGUUCUUUCAGUCUUCUAUUGGCUUGGGACAAAUUAUCUGGCAAUGAUUAUUGGGGCUACAACUAUAGCAUCGGCCUCCUAUCUAUCGUGGCUACGGAUAUCGCAGCGUCUCCACACACUGAACCAGGUUCUUGUGGGCGCUACUGUAGGAUCAGCCUUCAGCACUAUGUGGUUUGCACUCUGGCAUUUGUUUGUGCGGGAAGCUUUUGCUUCCUCGUUGUGGGUCAAAAUUCCGGUCGGCCUUGGUUCAGAAGUGUUUUGUGUUGCCUUCGUCGUCUACAUCAUUCGGCAGUGGUUCAAGGAUGAGCAAUGAUACAGAUAGCCGCGGCAGGUUAAUGGAUAAUUAAACCGAUUGGCUUCAAAAGCCCACUGAACAGAAGAAAUAGCAGUUUUGAUUUUCUGUUGUGCAUUAUUGAUUCUUCUAACAUAUCAAACAAUUUUAUAGUGAGCAAAGCGUUCUUGAGGACACAUAGGAAUUCCGUCUAGUUACAUUCAUCACGAUUCAUUGACUCGCGUCUACUUUUGUUAUGUGGAAGGACCGGUGCUAGGAUGUUGUCCUUACUUGAAUAAGCAACCCACUUAUGGUCA